GCUCCGCCCCGGGGCGGCGCAGCGCAGGCCCCGGCCCGGCUCCAUAAGGCCGCGGGGCCGCCGGCCGGACCCAGCGCCCCACGGGAGGGGCGAUGUGGGCAGGGGGUGUCAUGGCCCGGGCCUGGAGCUGCCUCUGUCGCCUCCUCAUCUUCCUCAUCUUCCUCAUCUUCCUCCUGCCGCCGCCGGCCGCGCCCGGGCAGCCCGCGGGUUUCCAGGAGAUUUCCCUGCUCACUUCCUACGAAGUUGUAACUCCACAGAGAUUGGGAAGAGAACGACGAGAGGCUUCCAACAGCUCCUCCAUACAGGACAAGGUGUCAUAUGCUAUUGAGAUUGAGGGAAAAGAAUACACCAUUCAUCUAGAAAAGAACAAAGAACUGCUGCCCAAAGAUUUCACAGUUUAUACCUAUGACAAGGAGGGAAAGUUGCAACUGGAAUAUCCAGAUGUCCAGGAUCACUGCCAUUAUCAGGGGUUCGUGGAGGGCACCCUGGAUUCCCUGGUGGCUGUCAGCACCUGCUCGGGGCUCAGGGGUUUGGUGACAAUAGGAAAUGUCACCUAUGGCAUUGAGCCCAUGGAUCCCUCUUCUGGCUCUAAACACAUUCUGUAUCGACUGGAUAAUGUGAAGAAAGAGCCCACAGCGUGUGGAGUAACCACUGGAGGCCAGGAAGGGGAACAUGCAGAGGGAGAUCUCCAUCCCAGUAUGACCCAGCUGCUGCGGAGAAAGAGGGCGGUCCUGCACCAGACAAGAUACGUGGAGCUGUUCAUAGUUGUGGAUAAAGAAAAGUUUGAAGAUUUUGGGAAGAGUGAAACAGAAGUAAGAGAACAUAUGGUGCAGCUGGCAAACUUCCUUGACAGUAUGUACGUGAUGUUGAACAUCCGCAUCGUGCUGGUCGGUCUGGAGAUCUGGAAGCACGAGAACAUCAUCAGCACGGAUGGUGGGGCUGGGGACGUGCUGGCCAAUUUCGUGCAGUGGCGAGAGAAGAACCUCGUUCUGCGGCGGAGGCACGACAGCGCCCAGUUUGUGCUGAAGAAGGGUUUUGGUGGCACAGCUGGAAUGGCCUAUGUGGGAACAGUGUGCUCCAAGAGCCAUGCAGGAGGCAUUAACGUGUUUGGAAGGAUCAGUAUCCAGAUGUUUGCCUCCAUCAUGGCUCACGAGCUCGGCCACAACCUGGGGAUGAACCAUGACGACGAACGAGUCUGUCACUGUGGGGCAAGCAGCUGCAUUAUGAGCUCUGGAGCAUCGGGAUCCAGGAACUUCAGCAGCUGCAGUGCAGAAGACUUUGAGAAGCUGACACUCAACAAAGGUGGGAGCUGCCUGCUCAACGUGCCAAAGCCUGAUGAGACCUACAGCGUCCCCUACUGCGGGAACAAGCUGGUGGAUGCUGGGGAGGAGUGUGACUGUGGCUCACCAAAGGAAUGUGAAAGCGAUCCGUGCUGCGAGCCAGGAACUUGCAGGCUCCGAUCCGGUGCUGAAUGUGCUUAUGGUGACUGCUGCAAAAACUGCCAGCUCCUUCCUGGAGGCACAGAGUGUCGUGCCAGUACCAACGAGUGUGACCUCCCGGAGUACUGCAAUGGCACCUCCCAGUUCUGCCAGCCUGACUUCACGGUGCAGAACGGGCACCCCUGCCACAACCAGGAGGCCUACUGCUACAACGGCGUGUGCCAGUACUAUGAUGCUCAGUGCCAGGACAUUUUUGGCUCCAAAGCCAAAGCAGCUCCCAACAUUUGCUUUGCUGAAGUGAAUUCCAAGGGGGACAGAUUUGGCAACUGUGGUUUCCAUGGCCAUGACUACAAGAAAUGUUCCAGCUGGAAUGCCAUGUGUGGGAAGCUGCAGUGUGAAAAUGUGAAAGCCAUGCCUGUGUUUGGAAUCAAGCCUGCUAUUAUCCAAACUCCCAUCAGAGGCACCACAUGCUGGGGGGUGGAUUUCCAGCUGGGUUCUGAUGUCCCAGACCCAGGAAUGGUGAAUGAAGGCACCAAGUGUGGAAAUGGAAAGAUCUGCAGGCAUUUCCAGUGUGUGAGUGCCUCUGUCCUGAACUACGACUGUGACGUGGAGAAGCAGUGCCACGGGCAUGGGGUGUGCAACAACAACAGGAACUGCCACUGUGAAGCAGGCUGGGCCCCCCCUUUCUGUGACUCCAAAGGCUACGGGGGCAGCGUGGACAGUGGCCCUCCAUACAAUGACAAAGACACCUCUCUGCGCGAUGGGCUGCUGGUGUUCUUCUUCCUGGUGCUCCCCCUGCUCGUGGCUGCUGCUCUGGCCUUUGCCAAGAGGGACAGGCUGAAGAGGAGCUGCAGGAGGCUGAUGUCCCGCUGCCACUCGUCACUUCAGUCACCUCCUCCUCGGCCAGACACUGAACCCAGGGACUACCAGCAGAGAGGCUUCUCCCGUGGCAUGCCUUAUCCUCCGAGAGCUGUGCCCAUGGACAUGCAUCCCAACACCUUUCCUGUUCCAGCUUACCCAGUUAACCAGCACCCUCAGCAGGCUUUCCACCAGCCCUACUACUCCCCACCGCAGUACCCGCUGCAGCAGGCACCCAGGGUGCCCAGCAGGCCCCCGCCCCCGCAGCAGAAGGUUGUACCUCAGGGACCGCCGCCAGCACAGCAGAAAUGUUUACCUCAGGGACAGUACUUCCCUUCCCGACCGGCACCUUUGCCUCCCAAAUAGCUUUUGGCUCCCCGGGGCCUUUGUGCGAGCUGACCUGUUGGCUGCGACGGCUGAAAUUGCAGUUCCCCUUCUGGCAUCCCGUGGCAGUGCCGGCAGCCUCCCUCUGCAGCCUGGGACAGGGCAAAGGAGAGAUCCCAACCAGGAAUGUAGAACUUUACACUCAAUAAAUACCUCGACCAAAGCUCCAGGGACUGAAACACCCAGCCUGUCCCUCGCUCUGUCCAAGCUUUGCCUCUGCAGCCAGGCUGGCAGCAGGAGUGCAGCAGCCUGCAGGGAAAUUGUCCUGAAAUCCAGCACGUGGGUUUGGGUUUCCCCAUUUCUGCCACGAGCCCUGGUAAGGAAAUUUGUCCGAUUUGUUGUUGUCUCUCUGACUGUGCAGUGAGGAAUUGGAGUAACCCGUUUGCAAA
Molecule: messenger RNA, 3070 nt
Organism: Pyrgilauda ruficollis (rufous-necked snowfinch)
Lineage: Eukaryota; Metazoa; Chordata; Aves; Passeriformes; Passeridae
Product: disintegrin and metalloproteinase domain-containing protein 9-like
Exons: 22
Coding region: 93-2663 (856 amino acids)
Biological process (GO): transforming growth factor beta receptor signaling pathway; membrane protein ectodomain proteolysis; cell-cell adhesion mediated by integrin
Cellular component (GO): plasma membrane
Molecular function (GO): metalloendopeptidase activity; integrin binding
Source: RefSeq, a predicted model, not a curated record